AUGUCAAACAAAAGUCAAUUACACUACUACGAAGAUGGUGACAUUUUGGUGGUCGUGCAAGACACCAUAUUUCGCCUUCAUAAGAACAUAUUAUCUCUAUCUUCGAAAGUAUUCGCAGAUAUGUUUUCCUGUGUCAACCAAUCGUCAACCACACAUAGCGAUAGCGAUAAACCCAUACCUAGUGUAAGCCUCACCGAUUCAUCUGCCUCCAAAUUUUCGGAUCUCGUCUCGUUUCUCUACCCUCAGAAGUUUUUUCCGGUCACGUGGUCAAACGUGUCAGAGUUUCUUGUGUUAGCUGAUAAAUACGAGAUCGAAAGUGUAUUUGAUGCGUCAAAAAACUUUCUCGAAGAGAAGUUUCAAGAGAAUCCUUCUUUGACAUUUGUCCUAGCCGACAAGUUCAGGUUUCCGGAGUUAUACAAAGAAUCUUCGAAAUUGAUUUUUGACAUCUUUCCCGCGUUCCAAGCAACCUCACUAUUCCGUGAACUCACACCUGCCACCUCUCUCGCACUUAUGAACCGUUAUUUUAGCUAUGUGACUGCCAUCGGCUCCCUAAAAGAUUUCGAAGAAAGACUCAUCUACGAAUCGGACCGUCAGGGGCAUAUUAGGCUGGUUCGACAGGGUUUCCUGGAUAACUUAGCGAACGUACAAGUCCAUCCGAUAUUACCACCAUCGGAGUUUUACAGGAAAUUGUACACUGGUUCGGCCAAAAAUUUUAUAGAGCAACAUUUACCCAAAGAAUUUAUUAUUCAUUGCGGAACAUUUGAGUCGUUAAAGCAUAAAGAUAAAAAUGGGGAUCAUUAUUUGUUUAUAGAGAUGGAUAUCUGA
Messenger RNA from Acaulospora morrowiae, 825 nucleotides. The record is from the annotation of a GenBank genome assembly. NCBI's taxonomy places the organism in Eukaryota, Fungi, Glomeromycota, Glomeromycetes, Diversisporales, Acaulosporaceae.